AUGCCUAAACCUCGCAGAAAAGUCCUGCGGAAGCCGUCACGGCCGAUUCAAUCGAAUGCGGCUAUUCAAAAACUUCUAGAUGUGCAAUCGGAACGCAAAAGAUCAACUUCGUGGUCCGAGGCAGACGUGGACGAUGAAGAGUGGGGGGUUGCACCGCCGCACCCGGACGGCCAGUCUGAUGAAGAACCAGGUGAAGCUGGCGAAGACGGAGAACCAGAGUGGACGAAGGAUGCUGGGUUGGACUCCAAUCUGGGCACCUUAGGCAACUUUUACGGUCAAAAGCCUCGAUACGCGGUCAUAUUCAAGGGCGCAAUGAUGUCAUUCACCUCUCGCUUUCAUGCCAAUUUGGAUCUCAUCAUGUCUCUGAAGUUGUACCCCAAAAAUUCCACGGUUCCCGAGCGACCAUUGGAAGCCUGGCAGCUCAAUGAAAACGAGGUCCUUGUCUCGUUCACCCCGGAAGGCUACGCUGAAAUUCUCGGCGUGCGUGUUAUAAGACUAGGCCUGGCCGCCUAUCAUAUUAUUCCUAUUCGGGUCACUGCUAAUGCCCUGGUUGUUCGUUUGGCAACUAUGGAGUAUGCAGAUGAAAUCGACGUCGGUGAAGACGACCCCAGAGACCCGCUGGUCGCGGCAUCGUUGGUACCAGGUCUCCGCAGAUCAGAGUACACGCAGGUCAUCAACAAACAAAUGUACUACGGCUAUUGCAACCAAUACAAUGAUCCUAAUGCAUUCAAGGGCCUGGAGGAUGUUUUGGCCAGGUACAAAACAUGCUAG
Wickerhamiella sorbophila is the source of this 771-nucleotide messenger RNA. RefSeq lists its product as hypothetical. Lineage: Eukaryota; Fungi; Ascomycota; Dipodascomycetes; Dipodascales; Trichomonascaceae. The transcript has a single exon. The record is from RefSeq and is a predicted model, not a curated record. The coding region runs from base 1 to 771 and encodes 256 amino acids.